GCAGGGUACGGAGCUGCUGGCUUCCGCGAUAAUUCCGGCAUUGUCGUUGUCUUCAUCGCCAGCCAGACGAGAGAGAACAACACUAUUUGUUAUUAUUGUUAUAUCUAUUAAUUGCAUUCACACGCGAAGUGCAGUUUUUUUCGUUGACGAAAGAUAAGUGCAGAAUCUGAGUGUCUAAAGCGAUUAGGAACUCUUGGACUAACGUUUUUUCGGCAAAGAGACGAGUUCUCCUUUUUUCACACCUCCAACAACAGCUAUCGCUCACGUUCCCGUACUAUAAACUAUAUAUAUUUGAAACGAUCGUUUCAUUAUGGCUGACACGGAGAUCAUUGUGACCAAUGCCGGAGAGCCAUCCACGAAGGCCAGCCUUAUUGUGGUUUCGAAUCGUUUGCCCUUCGUCCUGACACGUAAUGCCAAGACCAAGGAACUGGAACGCAAAGCCAGUGCUGGCGGUCUUGUGACUGCCGUCUGUCCGGUGGUUAUCAAGGGCAGCGGUCUCUGGGUGGGCUGGUCCGGCAUUCAUCUGGAGGAUCCCAAUGAGGCAAUACCCGAAUCGAAUCCUUACGAUCAAACACCCACCGCUGGCCUUAAGUCCGAUCAAGUAGUCUCGGUGAAUAUUGAUGCCAAGAUCUUUGAUAGCUACUACAAUGGCUGCUGCAACAAGAUCUUCUGGCCACUCUUCCAUUCGAUGCCAGGACGCGCCAAUUUUGGUGGCGAGCAUUGGCAUGAUUAUGUCACGGUUAAUAAGCACUUUGCUGUGCGCACCAUUGAGGCGCUGGAGAAAUGUUUGGCCAAGAACAAUGGAAGCGAUAAGAGUCCACCGAUUGUCUGGAUACACGAUUAUCAUUUGAUGUUGGCCGCCAAUUGGGUGCGUGAGCAUGCCGAGGAGAAAAAUCUGCCUUGUCGCUUGGCUUUCUUCCUCCACAUUCCCUUCCCGCCAUGGGACAUCUUCCGUCUGCUACCCUGGUCCGAUGAGAUCCUACAGGGUAUGCUUGGCUGUGAUUUGGUUGGUUUUCACAUUCAGGACUAUUGCUUGAACUUUGUUGACUGCUGUCAACGUAAUCUCGGCUGUCGUGUGGAUCGCAAUAACUUGCUGGUGGAGCAUGGUGGACGCACUGUGCGCGUUCGUCCUCUGCCCAUUGGCAUUCCCUAUGAGCGCUUUGUUAAUUUGGCACAGAAUGCACCCAAAGUGCUGAAGACUUCGAAGCAACAGAUUAUUUUGGGCGUUGAUCGCUUGGACUACACCAAGGGCUUGGUGCAUCGUCUAAUGGCUUUCGAGGCGCUGCUGCUCAAGUAUCCGCAGCACAAGGAGAAGGUGAGUCUGCUGCAGAUUUCGGUGCCUUCGCGGACAGAUGUCAAGGAGUAUCGUGAGCUUAAGGAGGAGGUGGAUCAGCUGGUGGGUCGUAUCAACGGACGUUUCACCACCGCCAACUGGGCGCCCAUUCGCUACAUUUACGACUAUGUCAGCCAGGAUGAGUUGGCGGCCCUCUACAGAGAUGCUGCUGUCUGUCUAGUAACACCACUCAGAGAUGGCAUGAAUCUGGUGGCCAAGGAGUUUGUUGCCUGCCAAAUCAACGAGGUGCCUGGUGUGCUGGUCAUCUCCCCAUUCGCCGGAGCUGGUGAAAUGAUGCACGAAGCGUUGCUCUGCAAUCCGUACGAGGUAAACGAGGCCGCCGAGGUCAUCCAUCGCGCCCUGACCAUGCCCGAGGAUGAACGUGUGCUACGUAUGGCGCGUCUGCGUCGCCGUGAGGCCGAGUGCGAUGUUAGCCAUUGGAUGCGUUGCUUCCUCAAGGCCGUGGGCGCCUUGGAGAUGGACGAUGUGGGCACCACCAUUAUGCAGCCCGUCUCUGUGGACGACUUCGAUGACUACUUACUCAAAUACAUCGGAUACAAUCACAAGUUGGCUUUACUGCUGGACUACGACGGUACCUUGGCGCCCAUUGCUCCUCAUCCUGAUCUGGCCACACUCUCGCCAGAGAUCAAGAAUGUGCUCUUCAAACUCUCCAAUCACUCCGAUGUCUAUGUCGCUGUCAUCUCUGGUCGCAACGUCGACAAUGUCAAGAAAAUGGUUGGCAUCGAGGGCAUCACAUAUGCGGGUAAUCAUGGUCUGGAAAUCCUGCAUCCCGAUGGCAGCAAGUUUGUGCAUCCCAUGCCCAUUGAGUACGAGGACAAAGUCAGCCAUCUGCUGAAGGCAUUGCAGGACUCGGUGUGCCGUGAUGGCGCAUGGGUAGAAAACAAAGGUGCGCUGCUCACAUUCCAUUAUCGUGAGACACCCGUACAGCUGCGUCCCGAUAUGGUGGACAAGGCGCGCAGUCUGAUCGAGAAAUAUGGCUUCAGGGCAACGGAGGCGCAUUGUGCGCUUGAGGCGCGUCCUCCAGUGGAAUGGAACAAGGGUCGUGCUGCUAUCUAUAUAUUGCGCACAUCGUUUGGUGUGGAUUGGAAUGAGCGCAUCAAAAUCAUCUAUGUGGGUGACGAUUUGACCGAUGAGGAUGCCAUGGUGGCUCUCAAAGGUAUGGCGCGCACAUUCCGCGUGACAUCAUCGGACAUUGUGAAGACCGCUGCCGAUCAUCGUUUACCCUCAACAGACUCCGUUUACACGCUGCUCAAGUGGGUGGAACGACACUUUAUGGGACGCAAGGCGAGGGCCAAUUCGUUGACUUAUCGCCCCACCAAGGGCGAUGGCGUCCAAAUGCAAAUGUCCCUCGAGGUGGCCUCUUCAGCCAACAGUCUCGAUGUCUAAACCGCAACAGUCAUCCACACACACGCACACACACACACAUGUAAUUUCUAAGAUUUAACAAUAAAGUGAACCAAAUAAAAGUCAACAA
Drosophila sulfurigaster albostrigata is the source of this 2828-nucleotide messenger RNA. RefSeq lists its product as uncharacterized. The transcript has 5 exons. The coding region runs from base 311 to 2740 and encodes 809 amino acids. Lineage: Eukaryota; Metazoa; Arthropoda; Insecta; Diptera; Drosophilidae. Gene Ontology annotation, biological process: trehalose biosynthetic process. Gene Ontology annotation, molecular function: catalytic activity. The record is from RefSeq and is a predicted model, not a curated record. Gene Ontology annotation, cellular component: alpha,alpha-trehalose-phosphate synthase complex (UDP-forming); cytosol.